UCGAUCUCGCAGCAUCAUACAGCGGGUCACAGGAACAGCCGCUCUCCGCCCAAAGCCUCAGACGCAGCGUGCGCAGCCCGAGAGGAGGCAUGAUUCCUUCCUCACUAUGAAUGUAACCCUGACACCAACGCUGCCUGAGCACACAGGUAUCAUGGAGCCCCUUUCUGUGAACAUGACUGAGACAGAAGGUUCCAUUGGCCAGGACUGCGUCCAAAGGUAUGACAGGCCCCCUCCGUUGCACACAGGAGCUGAUUGGAAGAUUAUCCUGCACUUGCCAGAGAUUGACACCUGGAUCCGCAGCACUUCGGAGAGGGUGAGGCAGCUCACGCAGUCAGUGCAGGAUGACCCCCAGAGUAAGCACGUGGAUGUGCAUCUGAUGCAGCUCAAGGAAAUAUGUGAGGACAUCUCAGACCAUGUGGAACAGAUCCAUGCCCUGCUGGACACAGAGUUCUCCCUAAAGCUCCUCUCAUACUCUGUCAAUGUUAUUGUGGAUAUCCACACUGUCCAGCUGCUGUGGCACCAGCUCCGGGUGUCUGUGCUGGUGCUCAGGGAGAGGAUCCUCCAGGGGCUACAGGACAGCAACGGCAACUACACCCGCCAAACAGACAUCCUACAGGCAUUCACCCAGGAAAACCAGGAGGACAGGCUAGAUGCUCUUACAGAGGUGGACUGUUCAGGCCAACUGACCAUUAGAUGCCCCCCAGACUACUUUUCCUUGGACUGCGGGAUCACGGCCUACGAGUUAUCAGAUUACAGCCCCCGGGAAGAGGAGAACCACAUGCUACCUGCUAAGCCACUACAGGCCUGGACAUACAGCGCUAUGCAACAAGAGUUUCCAGAUCUGGUCAAGGGUCCUGGCCUGUUGAGUGUUGCCCCUGAAUGCAAGGAGCAGCUUGUGAAUGAGGAGGAGAAUGACUGUAUCCCUGUAAAGACAGAGGAAUCAGGACAGCAGCCCCCAAGAGCACUUUCUCUGGUUGAAAGCACCACCCCCAAAAGACCCCUACAAGACAGCAGUGACCAUGGAGGUGACUCACCUACCCGCCCAUCGCUUCCUAAGAGGGGGCUUUUCUUAAAUGACACUGGCCAUUUUGGGCAAGCAGGGUUUAUUGGGAAAGCUGUAGAAAUUGACUCCUCUCAGUCUCUGUGUCCUUCCUCACCUCGAAAUCACCUAACUCUCACACUGACACCUCCAUACACUCCCACUGCUCCUACAAAAUCCAAAAGUCAUCUGGAGGCAGAGGAUGAAAAGCCAAGCAGAUCUCAAAGUAGCGAAGACUUAGACAGUGAGAAGCCACAGUGCCUAGAAACAGCAAAGUCCCCCAGUGAAAAAAGUUCCCCACAUAGAACACAGAAAGAAAACACAAGAGAAAUGUGGGAAGACCACAAAACACUGGACUCACCACCCCAGGACCAAGAGACCAGCAGCUGGUAUGGGUCAGAUGAGUUCUUGGCACUUCCUUCACAUUUGCACCAGACUGAUGUUCUUGCUCUGCACCUUGGAAGCCUUUCCCAGUUAGUGUCUCCUGCACCUGAGGACUCCCAGCCACCCUUUAGGGAUGUGGAAGAUUGGGAGAUCAGCUCAGGCUCUGAGGUUGGUCCCAGUUCUCCUCGUUGCCUCUCCCCCAGCACCCCCAGUGACCUGGCCUCUUAUUUGAAUAGCAGUGGGCAAUCAACACCACAGUUGGCAGCAUCAACAAGUAGCAAGAGGCAGCACAGAGCAGAACUCAUACAGAAGCUCAUGUGGGACAUACAGAGGCAAGACAACGAUCGGCAUGUGUGGGACAGAAUCCAGGGCUUUGUGUCCAAGCUGGAUAGAUUUAUCCACUGGCUGCAGGAUGCCAUGGAAGCCACAGAGAACUGGACCCCUCCCCAGCCAGAGACAGAGGCCCUGCAGCUCUACCUGCACACACACUUGAACUUUAAGCAAAGUGUGGACGGUCACUGCGCUCUGAAGGAUGCGGUCCUGGAAGAGGGGCACAGGCUGAUGGAAGUGCUGGUAUCACACAGACCAGGGUUCCAGGAGAUGCUGCAGAUGAUCAGUGCCCAGUGGAAAGAACUGCAAAGGCAGAUACGGAGGCAGCAUGGCUGGAUCUUAAGUGCUCUGGAUACCAUCAAGGCAGAGAUUCUGCAACCAGAGGAAGAUGAUAAAGCACAGGUCAAUGGGUCUCUCAGCUCUUUAGAAGCUCAGAGAGAAGCUGUUUCCCAGAUGUCAUUGCAGUUGAGUAGCGCACAUCACUCCCAGAAUCCUGUGCCUCCAGAACCGACGGUCAUUACAGGCAGCCUGAAAAAGGAAAGCAUGUACGAGGUAGAGGCAGAAUGGCAGGAUAUCUGGGACUGGCUGCUUGACAUGGAGGCCACAGUGCAAAAUAGUCUAGGGUUGCUGGUGUCUGAGGAUCAACAUCUACAGAUGUGCAAGAGGUGCAAUGUGGAGAUGUCGCUUAGAGAAGACAGAGUCCAGGCUCUGCUAAGUCAGCUUGAAGCUCUCAAGCUUGAGGGAUCUCCACUGCCUGACAGCUUACUGAACAAGGAAGAACUCAUCCGGGAAAAGUGGCAAAUGCUAAAGAAAUCUCUUUCUGAAGCACUGUCAGGUUCAGCCACCCAGGUUGUUCUGUCUCCCGGGAGUGGGAGCUUGUUGCAGCAGCUAGAUCAGCGUGUAAAGGAGCUGAAAUCAUGGCUGAGAGACACGGAACUGACCCUGUACAAUUCCAGCUUGAAGGUGGAGGAUGAGGCUGGAGACCAGGAGAGGCUCAAGAGAGACCUGCAAAGAUUUCAGGCUCUUUGCACUGAACUCCGACUACGCCGGCGUGGAGUUAUGUCUGUCCUGCGUCUGUGUCACCAUCUUAUAAACCUCCAGGAGCACUCUACUCAACAAGACUUCCCUAGCUUACAGCUGCUAAGUGUAAAUCUAGAGAGAAGGUGGGAGGCUAUAGUGAUGCAGAGUACUCAGUGGCAAAGACAACUGCAGAGGGAGGUCGGUGAUGAACAGGAACUGGAUUUCUUUGUGGAUCCGGACUGGGCAGAUCUGAGGAGUUCUAUGGUGGAAGAAGCUUUAGAGUGGGAUGAGACCGAUAUAACUGCAGAGUCAGUCUGUGGUAAUCAGGAACCUGAGAGUCUGACAACAGAAGAUACAGCGUCACAUAAAAGACAUUGCUCAGACCAAGCCAUCUCAGGGCAUCUAAGUCACCAAAAUCAAUAUCAAACUCCUGUAUAUCAAGUCUACAGUUUACACAACAUGGAACUCUUCAGAACAGGCAUUGAUUCCCCACUGGGAAAGGAUCCAAAGUUAGCACCACUCUCACUGUCCCUUUUGCAAGGCAAUACAUUUAUGUCUUUGCCAGAUUUAGCAAGUGGUUCUUCUCAAGGACACAGUUUACAUCCCCCAAAAACCAAAGGAGGUUCCACUGGGCAUUCAGAGUGUGAAAGCGGUAUUGCUAGUGGAGGGGAAGGAGUGACUGCUGCUAAUUCAGAAGGAUGUCUUUCACUGGAUGGGGAGGGAUUGCAGGGGAAGAGUGAGGACAUAGAGCAAAUAGUGACCAUAGAAGAUGGACCUGUAUCAUACUCCAGAGCCAAGCACUUUGCUCCUCGCACAUUAUAUGACUGCUCUUUUUUGCAGACAGACAGAUUUAAAACUGGUCCACUGGAAAGAACACAGAUAUCUAUUCCUAGCUUUUCUUUUUCAAAGAUAGCUGGGCAACCUGCUGUGAACAGGACCAUGCUUCCUCCAAGCUCAAAAGACCACAGUCCAGAAGAUAACACAGAUUUCCAAGAUCUUAUUGAGGUGGUUAGUGCGCAAGACUCUCCUUCUAGCUCCUCUUCACUGGAAUCUCUCUCUGUUGCUUGUGAAGCACUGGAAAAUACUUCACUCAGACGCAGUGUGUCCCUGGAGAGCUGGCCAGCAUCUUACAAAAGCAACGAGGACCUAUUCAGCCAACAAGUCUCUGCAGAUGUCACCCCAGGAAGUGAACCUGGGGAAGAACUGAGCAAGCGCACCUUGGACUUACUAAAAAGGUUGGAAGACAUUGAAUGCCCAUCUGAACAAAAAAUGAAACGUAGUUUGUCUGAUGAUAUAACCCUACGAAGUGGUUCUCGAGAGACUUCUGUAACUGGUUUUCGUUCCCCACAAGAGAGGGCAUCAUCUGGGAAUGAAGAUCUGGGUUCUGAACUGACAGAACUAAGUAGCAGUGAGGAAUUAUCUUUAAGGUCUGAGGACCUGGUGGUGCUAAAAGGAAAGUUAUUGGGCUCUAACAUGUCUUUCCACAAGCAUUUAAGUCGCUCCUUAGGUGGAGAGGAAGGGGAAGCUAACCUCAGUAUGAUUGUCAAUGUGUCUUGCACUUCAGCUUGCACAGAUGAGGAGGAUGACAGCGAUCUACUGUCCAGCUCUACCCUCACAUUAACUGAGGAAGAGGAGGAGGAGUUUGAAGAGCCAAACUCUAGUUUGGGAAGUGAGGAUGAAGCUGAGGAUGGCACAAAACUGCCCUUAGGGGCUGAUUUUAUCAGACGAGAGAUGCAGGCCUGGAUUAGACCCGCAUUCUUUUUACCAAAAGAGAAGAGGAAAAUAAACAGAAUAGUAAAGGAUAUGCCAGGGGCAUCAACAGAUGAGAGAUUCUUGCAAAGCUUUUUACACAAACAUUGUGAGAACAAUGGUAAUGGAAAAGACCCAUGUAAGAAGAUGACAAAAAAAGAACAAGAGAAAAAUUUAUUUACCUCCCCUCAGCUAGUGGAUGAUAUGGAGAAUGGAAAUGUCACUAAUAGGUUAGCUCUGGUUAAAAAUGGUGUUAGCAAACUAAACACACCAGAAAAAAAUAGCAAAUCCGGGCCUCACCCAAUGAUAUCAAUAACCAAAACAGAGAGGCUUCAUCCACCUAGCAUGCCUGCUUUAGCAUAUCAUAAACCCCGAGAGCUUGGCCCACCUUUUAAUGGCAAAAGCAGUUUACGUGUCACUCGUGAUGCAGUUGUAGAUGUAGAUAUGCCAGACAGUAAUUCGUCAGUAUUUGAUAACAUCCAAGAGACUGCCUGUUCAUGCAGUACUUCUAACGAGAAGACUAAAAACCCAGACUGUAAUGUACAUGAAUUUGUGAAGGAAAUUCUAGAUAUGGCAUCCACAGCAUUGCAUGGCUCAGUUCCAAAAGAGAGACCUGGUCAUGGUACAGGGGCACAGCUCAGGGAGAAGGUGCUGGAGCAUUCCCGUAGGCAACUCGAAAGGGGUGACUUCAUUUCCUACCUAUCUCUCUCUUCCCAUGACAGUGACUGUGGAGAGCUGAAUGGAUCUGUCCGGACUGCAACCCCUCAGAUGUUAACUGAAGAGACUGAGGCUAGUGACAUGGAAAGUAUGUUUGAAGCCUGCACAGAGGCCAAGCUAGAAGAGAAAGCUGACUGCUCCCCUGUUCUGAAAGGUGCUUCUAAUGGGACUUCCAAGCAACCGAAAUUAACAGAUGAGCCAGUCAAACCCAAUACAUCCCAGUUAGGAAUCAAAGGUCCUCAAAAGAAAAUCCAAGUUUCAGAACAGCAAACUAUCCCAAAGGCUUCGGGGCCUAAAUAUCAGGUUCACUCAAAGAUAACUAAAGGAGCAAAAACCAAAAUUUCUAACAAAGUGUUGCCUGCUUCUCGGGAAUUGCACUCAGAUCCAACUGGAAAAAUUUCUGGGAAGCAGACAGCCUCCAACCUCCCCAUACUGCACAAAAGGGCGAGGGACCCGAAGACUGUGGGCAGCACUUUAAAGGGUACAGAGUAUCAAAAGAAACAACCACAUGGACCCAAGAGCUACAAGGACCUCUGAAUGUUCACUCUCGACUACCAGGAUACUUUCUCUGUAGGAGGUGAAGUUAGCAGUGUGGAGUGGACCUCCAUCUUUCUGAGCUUCCUCUUUAAUGGCAUUGGGAAACUGGGUCUUUUUUUAUUUAUUUUGUAUUAUAUAAGACAAAAAAAAGCUCUUAUAAUGCUGUGGGAGUAAACACAGAGAAUAUUGUGUAGCAAGGUGCUCGCAGUUCUUGAAGGCCGGUUUUGCAUUGCUUGCUUAUAUGUAAGCCCCUAAAGAACCCAACAGUUGAUGUGUCUUGACAUGUCUAACAUGUGACAUAGCUCACCAGGAACAAUGCUUGAUUAAUUAAGCCCUACAAGUGAACAUAGUUGUGAGCUAAAGUGAGGGUGACUUACUCACUGGGCAAACAAGUUGAAUAAAUACAGUGGUUAAAGGCGUGACAGUAGGGAGGAUUCAAGAGAAAUAAGGUAUGAGUAGUCUAGAACAUGGGUGUUUCUACAGGUUGGACAGACAUAUUUAGAAAAAAGUGUUUUAGGCUAUUAUAACAGAGAUAGGAAAGUGAUGAAUAUUAAAGAUAUGGAAGAUGUUUUCAGUGGAGGGUAUAUGUUUGAUGUAUGGACCUUGUUUCAUAUAGAGGCUAAUUUUACAUAUAUUAUUUUGCUUCUCCUGUUGCGGUUGCCGGUGGCUCUGAUCAUUUUUAAUUGUCAAAGCUGCAAUGCUCUGAUUAGCAACAGGAUGCUUUAGAGUUGUGAAUGUGCUGAUGUUCUGAUUAACGACAGAUUUUAGCCCUGCCCACUCGCUGGUUAAAUGCACAGAGCAGAUAAGAAAUUGGCACUUACAUCCCAGUGAAAUCAGUCUUAAAAUGAAAGGUAGAAUGUGUUGGAAUGAUGACAAUGGACACAAGUUUAGUAAAGGUGUUUUAAACAGGUAGAGGACAAGCAUUUUUCAGUGUCAGUAUUUACAUUAAGAUGCCAAUAUAGUGGUAUACAUAUAGCCUCAACCAGCCAAAUAGUCAGCUUCCUAGAUGACAGCUAAAGAAAACAUUUCAGUAAUUAGUAGUAAGAAAAAGAGGGGAAAGGGAGGACAUAGAUACCUUAAAGUUAUUUAUUUACAAUAAGUAAAUCUUAAGGAGAGAAUUUGGGGCCACAAACAACAUAGUUGUCAAUUUCAGAUAAAAGCAGGCAACCUACACAUGAGGAUUGGCAUAUACACACCCUACUUAAAUAUACUGUACCAACAGGAUUGCAAGUUUAGGUAAGGAGCAGGGAAUGUUCAACUUUGCUGUGGUUAUUAAUGUACAAUUCCUAUGAUUCCUAAUAGAAGAUGGGUUUUGUUGCCAACAGUAGAUGAAAGUUAUAAGCGAUAAGUUAUAAUAAUUAUACAGUUGGAUGUGAUGCAGAGUUCAAAAGGGUGGUGGAUGCUGGAGAGCUUUUAAAUGCCUACAAUGACAUUAUAUAGGUUAUUGUCAGGAAGGGGUCUUGGUAAAGAACCUCAGAUUGUAUGGUUUCAAUAAUGUGAUGUAGAACCAGGCAGGGUGUUGCUAAAAGACACAGAAGGUGAUAGACAUUCAAGGAUGUGGAAGAUGAAUAGGCUAACAGAGCUGACAAGGGAACCUGUAACUGAUGUCCAGCUUUGUGCAAAGCCAAACCCUGCCCUGCCAGAGGGAAACAUGAUGUUUGGUUGCUUUAACGGUAACCCAUGCCGAGUAGAGUUGGCUAUAAAAAAAUUAUAUUGCGUGGCCUAUGUAUCUGAACAUCUGGGCUUUAAGUAAGACUUCAAUAAAUUCUAAUUUGCCAAACAAAAUCCAAUAGUAUUCUAACCCUAUGGUCACUCUUAAUGUGCUGCAGAUACAAGAGAGAAGAAAUGAGAAUGCUUUGCAAGUUGCCACCCUUGGGGUUACCUAAACUGUCUUGUGAAUGCACAUAUGGGGACAUAUAUCCUCUCCUUAACGCUCCUACUUCUCCAUAUGACUCUAAAUCCCAGCGGUCCCCAAACGGUUGGAAGUUAGGGUGAUAAUUAGGGAGAAUUGUCACUUGCCUCUCCUAGAUACUACAUAGUCCAGCUUGAAGGUCAGAGCGAGAUUGAUGAGAUUCAUUAAUAUUUUCCUGCACUGUACUCAUUUUUCUGAGCUAAUGGUGGCUCUGACCAAAGGGUGGGCCUACAAGGGGGCAUGACAACCACUGCAUUAGAAGGGGAUUGAUAUUAUAAAAGUAGUUGGGAUGCAUCAAAGCCAUCAUUUUUAGAUUUGACCAAAUACUGAAAAUGUGGCUGAAUAGUAAAUACAUAUACAGAUUUGGCUACAACUGACAAAUAGCCAUCAUGUGCAAUUUGCGUGUCUAAAGUCACAUGACAUUAGGGGUUUCAGAAAUCAUGAUUACUGCAAACUCCCAAACUGUUCACCCAAUGGCACUGCGUUACGGAAAGAAGCCCAUGGGCCCCAAUUAGUGGAGCUCAAUAUCUGCAUGUUUCUGCAUUCUUGGUGAAAUGCUGCACAGGAUAUCUAUGACACACACACAUAGUAACAGGAGUUGAUUGUGUUUGCUUUGAUUUAUAGUGUGCUUUUUUUCUCCCAGAUAAUGCAAAACCCAUCACAACUAAGGUUAUUCAUGGUCAAUAAAGGGACUUCCUUGUCUCUAGGAGCUGACAUUGGCAUUUUAAAUGCAUUUAUCCAUAUCUGGAGUGAGGGCUAACACCCCUCCUAUUUAACCUCCCCAGCUUCUUCACCCCACUAGAUAAGAGUCCAUGAAUCCUUUGGGCCUCCUACCCUAGUAGUGUUGCCACCAUUUCUGAAAAAAAUACUGUCUUUCUUUUAUUUUUAUCUUUCCUCCCUAUUAAUUACAUUGGCACAAAGCCAGACUGGUAAAUUACUGGCCAGGUGGUAGUCCUAUUGCCAAGAUCAGCUCUGUGCAGCAGCAGCUUUGGUUCUGUCCCUUCCUGGCACAGGUCCCCUGGUAGUGAUCACCUACUCCUGCUCACCAGUCCCUACAAGGGAGCCUUAAACCAGAGGGAUUGUGGCCAAACACAGCAGCCACCAACCCCACUGCACAGCGCAGAAGGUAUGGUGGGCUCAUGGAUGCAGUUGGGAAUGGACAGAGGGCUUAACAUUUUAAAACAGGGGGUUUAAGUCCCAUUUAACAUCUGAACUCAAAUGUUUCCAUUUCUUUGCAGUAAAGGCAGAUUUAUCACAUGCACUUUUUUUUCUACAUACCCGUGUCUCUUUUAAUGUCCCUAAAAGCAAAAGAUGUGUCCUACACAGAUAUAUAUAAGCACCCUGGCCUGACUGGGACAAUAAAUAAAUAUUAGAGCAAUUGUAUGCUUAUGCUCGACCCACCGUGUCUGUAUGUUUCUUUGCAUUAGUUUAAUGUCACACAGGCAAACUUAGGCAAAGCAGGAGACCUCUCUGACUCUCACAAUAACAUACAGAUAACUCGUUAUUAACUGCUAUUAUUUGUCUCUGCUUAUGGUCCAAAGCCAAUAUCCUAUGUCCAGUUGAUAAGGGAGAAUCAAAUAGUAUCUGCAAUAAGGAGAAGUUACAGAAUGAUUUUGUUGAGAAGAUGUCUGUGGCAUAACACAUUGGGGGCCAGCACAUAAUGGCGGUGGGGCAGGGAAGCCCCGUGAAUGCUGCAGGACAAAUAUGCUCAUCUGCCUCACUCUAAUACAUACUGUAACACAGAAAUUUUUUCACAACUGAAUAUGGGGACUCAUAGGCACCUGCAGCAACCCAGCAAUUGGUUAUGUCUUAGUGGUAAAGCCUGCCAAAGGGAAGAGUGAUCUGUUUUAAGGUCUACAAAACUAAAAGCCAGAGAGGCAUGCAACCAGUCAUUUAAAGGGGAAGUAAAAAUAAAUAUAAAUGAAAGAAAAGGUAAUUCUAAGCAACUUUCCAGUAUACAAAUGACAACAAGAGUCCUGGUUGGAGGAGAGAUGACUAAGGCUGCAGUGGAACAUACAGUCAGAACUAGCAGUGGAUGAAAAUAGUAAGGGGCAGAACGAUACAUUUACAAAUAACUUGAAAGUCAUUGAUAAUCUAUUAGUGUAUACGGUAAAGUCACUUAGAAUUACAUCUGCAGAAUUUUAAGUUUGGCUUUGCUGCCUCUUUAUCCGUACUUUGCAUAGCAACAGUCCAUUGUUAUGAGGAAGGAUACACAGGAUCAGUAGUGCAAUGCCAUUUUAAAACCCUUUUGGGAAAGUCCUGUCCCGCCUUCCUAUGUGCCUGCCGGAGUCCAAAACACAUGGCCUGUAUUUAGUGGUGACAUUUUUUCAAUGUAUUUGUAAAUAUAACUACUAUUAAAAGCAGUAUUUAUUUGUCCUUUUCCUCUUCUGUCCCCUUGUGGUUCUGCAGAAGGGGACAGAUAAUGCUUUCAAUAGUAAUUAGAUUAGUACAAAUAACUUAAAAACCAUUAAAGACAUCAUGAAUGUAUACUGGAAAGUUGCUUAGAAGACAUUUUCUUUCUUAAUUUGAAAUGUUAUUUUCCACGGCAUUACGUACAUCUGUCAACUCACAUCCACCAUGGCAAAAACAUUCAAUAGUAGCAGGUCUCCAGUUUGGAAUUUUAGCAGCUGUCUGGUUGCUAGGGUCUAAAUGACCCUAGUAACCAGGCAGUGGUUUGAAUGAAAGUCAGGAAUAUAGAUAGGAGAGGCCUGUAAAUAAUAAAAAGUAACAAUCAGGGUCGGACUGGGCCGCCGGGACACCGGGAAAAAUCCCGGUGGGCCCCAGCGGCCCAGACCCGACCCUUGCCUGCGCUUCCCCUGCCCGGACAACUCCUCCCUUGACGCGUUAAAUUACGUGCGCUCGGGGGAGGACAGUUGGUGAAGACUUAUUAUUAAUUGAGAAGUUGUCAAGAAUUGGCCAUUUUAGUUAUACUAAAAGUUAACUUAAAGGUGAAUUGCCCCCCCCCCCCCCGUCAAGGGAUUACAACAGAGUAGUAUCUAAAUAUCCAGGCUUUAUUUAUAUGUGUUAUGUUUGGAUUGGUAAAUAUGGUAAUGUUGAAAAGUAUGAUUUAAUAUGGGUGCCUUGCCAGAUGUCUUAUUCAUUUUAUUUAGCAAAAAAAAACAAAAAAGCAGAUAAAAAAAUAACAAAAUGUGAGUGGGUAGCCUGAGGUGAGGCAGUGUCGAGAACAAGCUGUUGGGGCUGUGAGCAGAAGGUGGAGACGUGUGAAUAUUCUUUGUAUAUACCUGGAUGUAUCAUAUCAGUGGCAAAGCUUACUGUGUGUGGUGUGGUCGCGUGGGGAAUUUCAGCCUUAAAUACAUUAAUAUGCAUGGGAACUUCAAUAAUAAACACGAGUGAAAACCUG
Molecule: messenger RNA, 11049 nt
Organism: Xenopus tropicalis (tropical clawed frog)
Lineage: Eukaryota; Metazoa; Chordata; Amphibia; Anura; Pipidae
Gene: akap6
Product: A-kinase anchoring protein 6
Exons: 14
Coding region: 107-5776 (1889 amino acids)
Cellular component (GO): nuclear membrane; nuclear envelope
Source: RefSeq, a predicted model, not a curated record